AUGUCGAAGACGACCAUUUUCGAAACAACUCUUUGGCAAGCUACCAGUUUCGCAAGCUUAUUCGGAGACGUGUCAACGAGAGUGCACACCAGGGGACUUUCAAUAUCUGAUGCGAUGAUCUCCUUCUACACGGUCUUACAUUUGCGAUCUUAUCCGAUGGCUAUUGAUGGAGGAAAAUCCCGAUUCGGCGCCCUUGAAGCCACAUGUCAGACCCAAAUCCUGGACGAGUUCAUUGAACAUACUGUGUCUCAAGGCUACAAGGGCGUCAACGACGGCGGGAAUGAGGAAGCAGGCGUAACUAUAACCAUCUACGAAAUGAUGCAGCCAGUAUUUACAAGCGGAAAGCUUUUUGAACGAGGCGGCAAUCUUCGUCACGAGGCUGGGAAGAAGUUCUCGAACACACUGAUGAGCUGCAUUGGGUUUUAA
This is a messenger RNA of Diaporthe amygdali, 426 nucleotides long. RefSeq lists its product as uncharacterized. Bases 1 to 426 code for a protein of 141 amino acids. Lineage: Eukaryota; Fungi; Ascomycota; Sordariomycetes; Diaporthales; Diaporthaceae. The transcript is spliced from 2 exons. The record is from RefSeq and is a predicted model, not a curated record.